UCUGAAGUUGGUAAAAAGUGAUUUAUUAAUUUGACAUGUCGAGUCAGGAUUAUAAUGAUGCAGAAUUCAUCAUCAUUGGUAUCAUUCUCCCCAAGAUCAUCUUCAUCAUCUACGUCAUCAUCCACAUCAUCAUCAACGAAUAUACAAAUACCAAAAUCACUAGAAAAAAUUGAUAACGCAAAUGAAAUAUGGAAAACAAUAAAAAAAAGAUUUCCAAAAACUGCACCAUUAUUUAAUGAACUUGAAGAAUCACUUGAUCGUGCUAAAAAUCUUGUAAAAAUUAUAAAAACAUCAAAUUAUCAAGACCUUGCUAUUCAAGUUUCAAGCAGCACAAUUGAAGAUAAUAUAUCGUUGAAGGAAGAAGAUAAAAUUGAUGAAAAAAAUGUAUCAAUUGAUAAAUCACCAUGUCAGUCAGUCUAUUCAUCAGAUGAUGUACAACAUUCAAUGGAAAUUGCUAGUCUAAAAGAGUGGGAGGGUUUUGGAAAUUAUGAUACUAUAAAUCCUUCACUUUUAUCUAUAAAAAAUACAAAAAAUAAUAAAGAAUUACUUGAAGCAGCAAAUCAAGUUGAAAAAAUUGAAGCAAUUUGUCCAAAUAAUUCGCGAAUAAUUGAUAAUAUUAUUGACAAAACAAUGAACACAAUAGCUGUUAUUAAAAAUGUUGAUAAAAUUUGUCAUUUACAACCAACAAUAACAACAAAAGAAGCAUUUUUUGGACCAGCACAAGAAAGAGUGUCUUCAAAUGCUGAAAUAUUUCAUAAAGAAAAAGUUAAAAUUGUCAAAGAAAAUAUAGACAGUCCAAAUUUAUCACCGAGAGGUAAAAAUACUGAUAGAAAAAGUCCCUCAAGAAUUCCAAAAAAAACAUUUCGUAUAAAUGAAGUUAAAAAUCCAGGUAAAAUUAUGACAAAUAAUUAUCAUCAAAAUUCAUUGAGAUCAGGAAAUUCAAGGAUUAAAAAUUUAUCAAAUUUUCCAAACAACAAAUUAUCAAAUUCUAAGACAAUUGGAGAUAAUAAAAGUCCAAAUAAUUCAGCACGUGAAAAAAUAAAAAAUGAAAAAAAAUAAAUACUAACAUCAGCA
Aphidius gifuensis is the source of this 1074-nucleotide messenger RNA. Its product is annotated as metabotropic glutamate receptor-like protein P. Bases 55 to 1059 code for a protein of 334 amino acids. The record is from RefSeq and is a predicted model, not a curated record. The transcript has 5 exons. Lineage: Eukaryota; Metazoa; Arthropoda; Insecta; Hymenoptera; Braconidae.